Polychytrium aggregatum is the source of this 1647-nucleotide messenger RNA. RefSeq names its product Endonuclease/exonuclease/phosphatase. Lineage: Eukaryota; Fungi; Chytridiomycota; Chytridiomycetes; Polychytriales. Bases 1 to 1647 code for a protein of 548 amino acids. The transcript has 5 exons. Gene Ontology annotation, cellular component: cytoplasm; nucleus; CCR4-NOT complex. The record is from RefSeq and is a predicted model, not a curated record. Gene Ontology annotation, biological process: nuclear-transcribed mRNA poly(A) tail shortening. Gene Ontology annotation, molecular function: poly(A)-specific ribonuclease activity; protein binding.
AUGAAUGUCGCCCACCAUCAUGCACGAGUUGCUGCAGCCAAUGCCAGGGCCGCAAACAACGGCGCCAACGACGGUACCUCGAACGGCGUCAUGGUCGUCAACUCGAUCGACCGUGCUUCCCAGUGGAACAUUAUCGAUAUGGGCGGCAUGCAGAUCAAGAACCUGAGUAGGAACCUGUUCCACUAUCACUUCCUAACGACGCUCUAUCUCAACCACAACAACCUCACGAAUCUGUCAUCGGACGUUUGCAAGCUUGUCAACCUGAGGAUCCUGGAUCUUUCUGGCAACCAGCUCACGGCGAUUCCGCCGGAACUGGGCCUGCUGGUUCAGUUGCGAGACCUGAGGCUCUUCGAUAAUGUUCUGUCCACGGUCCCGUUUGAGCUGGGAUUCCUGUUCCAGCUGGAGAUUCUCGGUCUGGAGGGCAAUCCGCUGCAGGAGCCGCUGCUGGGCAUGGUCCAGAAGGAAAACACUGCCACCAUCCUUGCCUACAUGCGAGACAACUGCCCAAUGGGUCCCCAGCCGCCGGAACGAGAAUGGAUUCCGCUGGAAGACGAAGCUACUGCGUCCUCAAGCUCGAGCGAUACCUUUACGGUUCUGUCCUACAACAUCCUCUGCGAGAAGUAUUCUCCGCAGCAAUCAUAUGCCUACACGCCAUCAUGGGCGCUGGAGUGGUCGUACCGGCGAGAGCUGCUCAUCCAGGAAAUCUUGAACUACAACCCCGACAUUGUGUGUCUGCAGGAAGUAGAGCUCGGACAGUAUGAGGACUUUUUCCGCGAGCAGCUCAGCCAGCACGGGGAAUACGAUGGCGUCUUCCAUGUCAAGUCAAGGGCCCGUACCAUGGCUGUCAGUGAUCAGCGCGGCGUUGACGGCUGUGCAACUUUUUACAAGAACUCCAAAUUCACUCUGAUCGACAAGAGCCUGAUCGAGUACCAGCACUACGCCAUGAAGCGCCCGGGCCUCCGCGGCAGCGAGGACGUCAUCAACAGAGUCAUGAUCAAGGACAACGUCGCCGUGGCGAUUCUGCUGGAGACAAAAGAAACACACCAGCGCCUCGUCGUUGCCAACACGCAUCUGCACUGGGAUCCUCAGCACCGUGACGUGAAGCUGGUGCAGACGGCGAUCCUGAUGGAGGAGCUACAGCGCAUCAUCGGCACAUACUCUCAGUCCGGCAAACAGGCGAACGGCGCCGGCGGCAAGGCCGGCCAACAGUCCCCACUGCCCUUGAUCCUCUGUGGCGAUUUCAAUUCGAUGCCCGACAGUGGAGUCUACGAGUAUCUCUCGAGCGGCCAGCUCAGCCACGACCACGAAGACUUUGGAACAUACACCUACUUGCCCUACACGGCUGAUGGCCUGAACCACAAGCUGCUGCUAAAAUCCGCAUAUGCUCCCAUCGAGAACGAACUGGAAUUCACAAACUACACACCCGGAUUCAAGGGUGUGAUCGACUACAUCUGGUAUUCUUCCAACACCCUCACCGUCACGGGACUGCUGGGAGGUGUCGACCGCGAAUAUGUAACCAAGCAGGCGGUCGGAUUCCCGAACAGCUACCAUCCAUCCGACCACAUUCCCCUGGUGGUUUCCGUCCGAAUCAAGAGCGCCAGCGGCGGAGGCAACCCCAACGCGGCCAAAACCAUCAAAUUCAAAUAA